Lotus japonicus is the source of this 2355-nucleotide messenger RNA. RefSeq lists its product as uncharacterized. The transcript has 5 exons. Lineage: Eukaryota; Viridiplantae; Streptophyta; Magnoliopsida; Fabales; Fabaceae. The coding region runs from base 1 to 2355 and encodes 784 amino acids. Gene Ontology annotation, molecular function: nucleic acid binding; RNA-DNA hybrid ribonuclease activity. The record is from RefSeq and is a predicted model, not a curated record.
AUGGAGCGGCUAGCACUUUUGAUCCAGAAAAGAGUGAAUGAGGGUUCUUGGCACCCUAUCUGUAUCACGAAGGAAGGUAUUGGCAUCUCUCACCUUUUCUUUGCUGAUGAUGUUCUGCUCUUUUGCCAGGCGAAGAAGUCUCAAAUGAAGGUUGUUGCCGAUACACUUAGAGACUUUUGUGAUACUUCUGGUAUGCGAGUUAACUUGGAUAAGUCAAGAAUGUUCUGUACCAAAACUAUUGCUCCAACAGUCCAGGAUGAGCUGUCUUCUCUUUUAGGCAUCAAAAGAGCGGCUAACCUUGGGAAAUAUCUUGGUAUCUCUCUCUUGAAAGGGAGAGUGACACGAGACCUCUUCCUCCCCAUCAUGGAGAAAAUUAGUGCAAGGCUUGCAUCAUGGAAGACUCGCAUGCUAAAUAGAGCCGGUAAGCUUUGUCUAGCUAAGUCUGUGCUCACUUCCAUUCCCGUUUAUACAAUGCAAUCCUUAUGGCUUCCCCAAACGAUGUGUGACUUUAUGGACAAGAAGAUCCGCAGUUGCUUAUGGGCGAAGAGUACGAGUGAUAGAGGCUGGAGUUUGGUACCUUGGCACGCGGUCACUCAACCUAAGGAGGAGGGAGGCCUAGGGUUGAGGUCUGCGAGGUUGAAUAAUAUUGCGAUGCUAGGAACUUUGGUGGAUAAUUUGCUACAUGAUGGAACCAAGCCAUGGGUUCGAGCAAUCUCAGAAAAAUAUCUCAAAACUGAUGGUGUACUACAGGGGAAGUAUAGAAGUGGGGACUCUUAUGUUUGGAAGAGUAUUGUUAGGGCCAUGGACCAUGUGGGUGGCGGGUUUCAGCCUUUUCUUGGAGAUGGUCUCUCUUCUGUGUGGUAUGCAAACUGGCUGGGCACGGGACGUCUUUGUGACCGUGUUCCGUUCGUUAAUAUUGCAGACACGCACCUCAAAGUCGCUGACUUAUGGCAUGGAGGUGCUUGGAACUUAGCAGUGCUAUACACCGUGCUACCGCCACAGAUCAUUGAGGAGAUUGUGCGUAUUCGAGUGCCUUUCACCAACUCUCACCCUGAUUCUAUACAAUGGACACACACAGCAGAUGCCAAUGCAGCAUGCUCUAGAUGUAAUGCUGACGUUGAAGACCUUGAUCACUUGUUUCGGGGUUGCCCGAACUCGAGAGACUUGUGGCACAGCUUCAGGAGGGCGCUGCCGGCCACCAAUGCUACUUUGGAGUUUAGUCCUUGGCUUGCUCAGUUACUGUCUCACCGCCAUGCUAGCCUGGCUAUCGCGGUGUUAUGGUGGUGUUGGCGAUGGAGAAACCAGAGAAUUUUCGCUACUCAGGACUUCACUCUGAACCAGGUGCUGCGUUUCAUUCUCCGGGAUGAGGCUCUCCGGCGUAAUACUCUUCAGUUUUCAAUGCAGAAUGAUCACCUGGGAAGUAUGGGGACUACGACUUCUGUGACUAUCUUCGUUGAUGGCAGUUGGAACCCUAUAGUGGGCAGAAUGGGAUGUGCAGCAGUAGUAAGGGACUCUCGUGGUGCUUGGUUGUCUGCAACCUCCGUAAGCUACAGCUAUGGCUCAGCAUUUCUUGCUGAAAUUCUAGCGGUGGAAUUGGGACUCCGUCAUGCACUCGACAUUGGGCACAAAUCUGUCUCUUGUUUAUCUGAUUGUUCGCAGGCACUGCAAGCUUUGCACGCAGGCACCAACAUAACUAGCUAUUGGAACAGGGAGGAAAUAUGUCGCGUCCGCGACAUCAUAGCUACUUUACAGGAUGUCAGGUUGCAACAGAUUGAUCGAGUCAAGAAUAACACUGCGGACAAGUUAGCUCGGGAAGCUGGUCGUCUAGGUUCUCCCGUCCAAGUUUGGAAGCACCCACCUUCCUUUGUUUAUGACUCUUUGUUUUUAGAUGCGCAUAAAGAUGUUACUGAGGUAAAAAAAUAUGUGGUUUCUAUAUUUAAACAUUUGUGGUCCAGUGAUCCCUAUGAGGAUCCGUGGGACCUGUGGGGAGGUGGGGUUCACCUCGCCACGGGGAUAGGGAGUGGGGAUGGGGACAGAGAAGGGAUACGGAUGGGGAGUGGAGAGGCAUUCCCCGUCCCCACCCCGAUUGCACCAAUAGCAUGUUCACCAUGUUCAUCCACAAUUAACCCGGUUCCAUUGCGUAAACCUGCUGCUUGGUCAAUAUUUCUCAAAAACAUGAUUGGAGAACCUACUUUUAAUAAUAGUUUGUGGUUAGGGAUUCCUGAACUUUUGGUGUCGUUCAAAAAUUCUAUGGUAAACCACUCACCUCAGAUUUCAGAAUCCUCAUCUGAUCGCAAGGCAGAGUCGGAGCUCAAAUAUUCAUGUUAUGGUGCAACUCCCAUGCCAAGCAUGUAA